This is a messenger RNA of Cotesia glomerata, 1208 nucleotides long. RefSeq names its product peptidyl-prolyl cis-trans isomerase cyp11-like. The record is from RefSeq and is a predicted model, not a curated record. Gene Ontology annotation, biological process: protein folding; protein peptidyl-prolyl isomerization. Gene Ontology annotation, cellular component: intracellular membrane-bounded organelle. NCBI's taxonomy places the organism in Eukaryota, Metazoa, Arthropoda, Insecta, Hymenoptera, Braconidae. Gene Ontology annotation, molecular function: peptidyl-prolyl cis-trans isomerase activity.
UAAAAAAAGAGCUAAGUCAGAAGAUGGAGAAUUGAAUGAUUCUCAUGAGGAAGAGGAUGAUAAAAAUGUACAUCCGUUGGUAUCAGUUACAAAGAUAGAUCCUGAUGAAAUACCAGAAGUACCAGCUAAUAAAUUUCUGUUUCGCGCUGGGCCCACAAAUAAUUCUAAUCAAAAAGAGUAUCGGCAACAGCGUUUCGGCGGGCGAGAUCGUAUGCGAAUUCAACGGAAAACUGGUCGAGUUUUCAAAGGUAGAGGAAUCUUUAGAUACCGAACUCCUUCUCGAAGUCGUUCUCGAAGUGUUACUCCACCCCAUUGGAAGCAAGCGCAAAAUCGUACAGUAAAAUUGCAUGAACUGCAUCAAAAAGAUAAUAAGAAGCCUGAAGAUGAUUAUCCAGCUCUUAGUAUUCCAAAGAAACGGAGAUUUGUAGAAAACCCUGGGGAAGAAGAAGAUAUUAAUAACAAAAAUGAUGAUUCUAAUAAUGACAAUCAUGUUUCUGGGCGUAGUAAGCUUUCAAAAGACAAUCAGCUGCAAGAUGACAAAGAGAGGUGGAGAAACGAUGAGAAACAUUACAGAAAUCCAGAUAACAAUGGUAAUAAUAAUUACCGUAUGAAUUUUAGAAACAGAGACUAUGUGGAUUAUAGACGCAGAGACCGAAACCGUGAUUACAAUCAACCAUAUCGGGGUAGGUUUAACUCUAGAGACCGUAGCAGACGUAGCAGAGGUCGUAGAGACUCUAGAGAUCGUAGCAGACGUCGAUCACGGGACCGCGAUGAUCACCACAGGAGCCGUAGAGGCCGUGGCGAUAAACGAAGCGACGAUGAAACACCGCGCUCAAAAGUACGUUCAUCUGUCGAAGUUCAAAACAAAUCAAAAGAUAAGAAAACUCAUACUCCCAGUUCUACAGAAAAACCGAAAUUUGAACGUCGUUCACGAAGCUCUUCGUCAUCUUCUUCUAGUAGUCACUCGAGAAAUUAAAAGCUUACUAUAUUGAAAAUUUUAAUUGUAAUUAAUCAUUAUUUUUUUUCUUCUUAAUAUUACUUUAUAUGUUAUGAAUACCGAUCAGCACGAUUUAUUUGUAUAAUCACACUGUGCGUAUAUUUUUAAACUAUUAGUCUUAGCAAUUUUUCGUUUGCUAUUAUUACUCUUUUUUUUUUCACCUUAAUAAAAAAAAAUAAGUAUGGGAAUAAAUCACAUUAAUGCAUUUUAA